AUGACCAACAAAAAAUUCAGAGUUAUUGUGGGCAGCGAUACUGCCGGCUACGAGUACAAGGAGGCCAUCAAAAAGGAUCUCGAAAACAAUCCGUUGAUUGAAUCUGUCACCGACGUUGGCGUCUUUGGCACAGACAAGGAGGUUGCGUAUCCCUUGGUGGCCAUCGAGUGCGCGGAGAGAAUUGCGCGGGGGGAAGCCGACAGAGGAGUUUUGAUCUGCGGCACUGGGCUGGGUGUUGCUCUGAGUGCCAACAAAGUGGCAGGGAUCCGCGCAGUGACAGCACACGACUCGUUCAGCGUGGAGCGGUCUAUUCUGUCCAAUAACUGCCAGAUCCUGUGCAUGGGCCAGCGGGUAAUCGGACUUCAACUGGCAAGAAGACUGGUCAAAGAGUGGUUUACGUACACGUUCGACGAGACAAGCGCAUCUGCGGAGAAGGUCGCCACGCUGCUGGAGUACGAACAGAAACACCUAAGUAAUCCUAUAUCGGACUAG
This is a messenger RNA of Ogataea angusta, 492 nucleotides long. RefSeq lists its product as uncharacterized. The record is from RefSeq and is a predicted model, not a curated record. NCBI's taxonomy places the organism in Eukaryota, Fungi, Ascomycota, Pichiomycetes, Pichiales, Pichiaceae. Gene Ontology annotation, cellular component: intracellular anatomical structure. Gene Ontology annotation, molecular function: isomerase activity. Gene Ontology annotation, biological process: carbohydrate metabolic process. Bases 1 to 492 code for a protein of 163 amino acids. The transcript has a single exon.